This is a messenger RNA of Argentina anserina (silverweed cinquefoil), 1431 nucleotides long. RefSeq lists its product as uncharacterized. Gene Ontology annotation, biological process: DNA integration. The transcript is spliced from 3 exons. Gene Ontology annotation, molecular function: nucleic acid binding. Bases 1 to 1431 code for a protein of 476 amino acids. Lineage: Eukaryota; Viridiplantae; Streptophyta; Magnoliopsida; Rosales; Rosaceae. The record is from RefSeq and is a predicted model, not a curated record.
AUGGAUCAACCUGCUGUUGUUGGUGUUAAGAACCACAUUGAGAAGCCUUUUGUGUUCAAAGGUGUGGAUUUCAAAAGAUGGCAGCAAAAGAUGUUGUUUUAUCUAACAACGUUGAACUUGGCACAAGUGAUUACAUCUGAGGCUCCUGAAUUGCCAGCAGAGGGUGAUAUCCCUGAUGCAACUAUGAAAGCUGUUGACGCUUGGGAGCACAACAAAUUUAUGUGUAAGAAUUACAUCCUAUAUGCAUUAGAUGAUUCUUUGUAUGAUGUUUAUUCUACAUUCAAAACUGCAAAAGAGCUGUGGGAUUCUUUGGAUAAGAAAUACAAGUCUGAAGUUGCAAGUGCCAAGAAAUUUGUUGUUGGAAAAUUUCUGAAUUGUAAGAUGAAUGAUGCCAAGUCUGUGGUGAAGCAAGUGGAAGAACUCCAAAUUACUGGUCAUGAAUUAGUUGCUGAAGGUAUGGGACUCAAUGAGACUUUUCUUGUUGCUUCCAUUAUUGAAAAGUUGCCUCCCUCUUGGAAGGAUUUUAAGAUUUAUCUCAAGCACCUAUCUGAAGAGAUGAACCUUGAGCAAUUGAUUCUUAAGCUUCGUGUGGAGGAAGAGAAUCAAAAGAAUGAAAAAUCGGAUUGGUCCUCAAUGGAAGCAAAAGCCAAUGUGAUUGAAGGCAGUGCAUCAAGGCAUGUGUGUGCUGAAGGAAGCAUGUUUGCAACAUAUGUGCAAGGAUCUGGUGGAGAGAACUGUUAUAUGGGAAACUCUAGCACUGCUGCAGUUGAAGGAAAAGGAAAAGUGAUACUGAAACUCACUUCUGGAAAAGAACUUGCACUCACCAAUGUGUUCCAUGUUCCUGAGAUUAGAAAGAAUCUGGUUUCUGGUUCUCUUCUUAUCAACAAAGUCUUUAAGUUAGUGUUUGAAUCUGAUAAGUUUGUACUCACCAAGGGUGGGAUGCACUUUUACAAAUCUGUUGAAAAAUCCAACGAAAUGCUUGGACUGAUUCAUAGUGAUCUUUGUGACUUCCAAUCAACUCCAAGUAGAUAUGGAAAGAAUUAUUAUAUUACUUUCAUCGAUGAUUGUAGCAAAUUUUGCUAUGUCUAUUUAAUAACAAGUAAAGAUGAAGCUUUAAGUAUGUUUAAGAUAUAUAAAGCUAAAGUUGAAAAUCAAUUAGACAAGAAGAUAAAAAUACUGAGAUCAGAUCGUGGUGGAGAAUACAUUUCAAAUGAAUUCUCUGAAUUUUGUUCUACACAUGGAAUUAUUCAUCAAACAACAACACCUUACACUCCAAUUCAAAAUAGAGUUGCUGAGCGUAAGAACAUAACUCUCAAAGAAAUGAUGAAUUCCAUGUUGAACAGUUCAGGUGCUCCACAAAGUUUAUGGGGUGAAGCUCUAUUAUAUGUAAACUCAAUAUUGAAUAAAAAUUCUCUUAAAAGGAAUGAUUAG